UGAAAGCUGUUUAGUUGCCGAUCCGAGUGGGCCGUAUUUUCUUCUGCUUUUUCUUCCAGUUACCCCCCCUUCUGAUCCACCGUCCCUGUCUCGCCGGCGACGAACGCCGUCGUUUCCGUCCGCCACUGGCGAGGAUCCAUUGGGGAGUUGAAAUAUUUAUGGGCAUAAGUUUGCUUAAAUCUUGUGAAUCGUCCACCUAAAAUGGUAAAAUGUUGAAGCGAUGUUAAAUCUGAAUGAGUCAACCAAGUAAAUGCUUGGACUUAGAAGUGUAGGUGAAGUAGGAGUCUGGAGUGGAUGAUGAAAUUCCCCAAGCGUUACUUGAUUGUUGUUUUGACCUUUGUCUGCACAUCAGUGUGUUACAUAGAGAGAGUUGGAUUUUCAAUUGCAUAUACUGUUGCUGCUGAUGCUGCUGGCGUGAAUCAAUCUAGCAAGGGUGCUAUACUAUCUACUUUCUACUAUGGAUAUGCUUGUUCGCAAGUGCCAGGAGGAUGGGCUGCUCAGAAAAUUGGAGGGAGGACAGUUCUCCUUCUUUCAUUUGUAUCAUGGUCACUAACUUGUGCACUGCUUCCAUUAGAUCCAAAUCGAGUUUUUGUGUUAAUAAUUGCACGAUUGCUAGUUGGUGUGGCACAAGGAUUCAUCUUUCCCUCCAUCCACACUGUUCUAGCACAAUGGGUUCCUCCCCAUGAAAGAUCUAGAUCUGUUUCUCUUACAACUUCUGGGAUGUAUCUAGGUGCAGCAAUGGGGAUGCUUGUCCUUCCCAGUCUAGUGAAGCUUAGAGGUCCUGAAUCUAUAUUUGUUGCUGAGGCAGCAAUGGGUGGUUUGUGGUCUUUACUUUGGUUUACAUAUGGAAGUGAUCCUCCUCGAAUUGAGCAUCCAAAAGCCACGGCUUCUGGCUUUGGGGAAUUGUUGUUGCCCAUCAAAGGGAAGCUGAGAUCAAAGGUUGAGAAUGCAAGAAUUUCAGUCAGAACUGCCAAAAUCCCUUGGGUGAAAAUCCUAACUAGCUUGCCAAUCUGGGCAAUUGUUGUGAACAAUUUCACUUUUCAUUAUGGUUUAUAUGUGUUGAUGAAUUGGCUACCAACAUACUUUGAACUAGGCCUUAAACUUAGCCUUCAAGAUAUGGGUUCUUCAAAAAUGAUGCCUUAUCUGAACAUGUUCAUAUUCUCAAACAUUGGUGGUGUAGUUGCUGAUUAUUUAAUCACCAAGAGGAUAAUGUCUGUGACAAAAACCAGGAAAUUCUUGAACACCAUAGGAUUUUUAGUUGCUUCUCUUGCGUUGAUUGUAAUUCCCAUAUUCAGAACAUCUGGUGGUGCUGUGUUCUGUUCUUCUGUGGCUCUCGGUUUUCUGGCUCUAGGAAGAGCUGGGUUUGCAGUGAAUCACAUGGAUGUGGCUCCAAGAUAUGCUGGAAUAGUGAUGGGUGUUUCUAAUACUGCCGGAACCUUAGCCGGCAUUGUUGGAGUGGACCUUACCGGCAGGCUCCUUGAAGCUGCUAAAACUGCUAAUUCAGAUCUUACAGGUCCUGAAAGCUGGAGAGCAGUGUUCUUCAUUCCUGGCUUGCUAUGCUUUUUUAGUUCUUUGAUAUUCUUACAAUUUUCAACUGGGGAGAGAAUUUUUGACUGAGGAAGGUUGCUCUCACUUGAUGAUCUCUGGCUCAUUGAAGUGUUUUUGAUUAAACAUGCACUAGAUUUGUUAUGUUAUUCAUAGAGAUUUAAUUUUAUUUUUUCAGUUAUUUCCCCAGAUUGUAUCAUCAUUCUUGGAUAGGGGGGUUUCAAUUAUCUGGAGAUUGAAGCUUUAUACAUUUCUCCAACUUGUAUUGUAUACAUAAUCAAUCAUAAAUGAAGAUUAGGAGCCUUGAUGGGCAAUGACAGAGCUA
Messenger RNA from Prosopis cineraria, 1870 nucleotides. RefSeq names its product probable anion transporter 5. Gene Ontology annotation, biological process: transmembrane transport. Lineage: Eukaryota; Viridiplantae; Streptophyta; Magnoliopsida; Fabales; Fabaceae. The transcript is spliced from 2 exons. The record is from RefSeq and is a predicted model, not a curated record. Gene Ontology annotation, molecular function: transmembrane transporter activity. The coding region runs from base 295 to 1617 and encodes 440 amino acids.